This is a messenger RNA of Cladocopium goreaui, 5136 nucleotides long. Lineage: Eukaryota; Dinophyceae; Suessiales; Symbiodiniaceae. The record is from the annotation of a GenBank genome assembly.
AUGCAGGAUGUGGCAGUGAAAGCUCUUCCACCAGCGCACUCACCUCAGGGAGUGCCGCAGGGAGUGCUGUACGACACAGAGACCACCACGGACGAAGAACCCUUGCCUGGAACUCCAACACUCAUGUUUGACAUUGGAUCGUUUGCUAUCUUGGAAGCCAACCAGGCACUUCGCAAGCUCACUUUGAAGUGCAUAGGUGCACACGUGAAGAUGUCGAAGGUCAACCUUUGGGAUCUGUCACCAGACCUGAGCUUUCGUCGGCUAUCUGGACCAAUCCAGGACUUGGUGAACUCACAAGCAUGCUCAAGCAUUGAGAAUGUAUCUGCAGAGAUGGAUCUUGGAGAAAUGGUUCUUCUCCGCAACAUGCAGGUCUUAGCAAAAGUCAGUGUGCAGUGGGAUCCAGUAUUCGAGAAGCUCGUGGGAACGCUGUUUCUCUACCCAACAGGAAUUCCUGCGCUCACCAAGGUGCGGAGCAAACGUCGACCGACUCGAGAAUGGCCGUGGAAAGCGUCGCAAAAGGCGACACGGGACUGGAAGCCAUCGCAGCCGGAGCAGCCGCAGCAGUUCAGGCCGGACUUUGAUUUGAUUUCCUUUACUCCCAAGGACACUGGUUGCAAAGAGCUGCAAGACAUUCUGCAUAGUAGACUCGGAUGGCAGCACUUUGAGUGGUCGAGAGGCAUCCUGCUAAGAAUAGAAGAUACGCUAGUGAAGUUAGUGCGUAGGCACGUCCUGUCGUCCAGGAAAGAUGAGCUCCAUUUGGAUCUGGUCUCUUUGCAUUUCUUACCGUUGGCAGGGUACAGGGGCUUUGACCCCUCCAUUGACUGGCCUAGCGAUCUCAAGGACAUAACAAUUGAGUUCAACUCGAGGAUAAGGAGCGUAAGCGGGAAGAGCCUGCGAAAAGCACCAAAACCGCGACACUUUUCUACAGCUUCUUUGACUUACUGGGCCCGAGACGUGAAGUCACAAACCCUCGAGAAGCUGACUGACAACUGCUGGAGUUCUUCUUUGGAGGAGGAGAAGUUCAAACCGAGAAAUGCGCAUGAAUGUCCUUUUGACGCGCAAGUCCUGAUCAGCUUCAACUUCCCAGUGGUUGUGGAUAGGUUUGUCCAAGAUCCAUCCAUGUUCGAGCUGACAGAAGGUGGGAUGAUGUUCACUCAUACGUUGCCAAUCGCGAGCAUCGCACCAUGCCCUCAAGAGGUGCCAAAGCCUUUGCACUUAGAUCUAGGAGGGCCUGCAGUUGUCAAUCAGUCCAGAUGUCUGUCGGUCCGGCUUCCCAAGACAUUGGAGACGGGAGCGGACUAUAGGCUACAACUACGAAAGGGGGCUAGGUAUCAUCCGUUUGCUGGUCCAUAUGCUGGAGGUGAUAGUUCAGAGCCCAUCAAACUCACCGGGCUUCGACCCUUUCAAUUCAAAUUCUUGAAGCCGGUGGCUCAGACCUUUGAACUGUUCAAGAUUUACCUUCGACAUGGCUUGAAGGCAUUCACGCAAUCGGGUCAGGCUCCAAGUGAAAGCUUGCAGAAUUUGCAGCGCGCCUUCAGUGUUACAAAUCGGGUGGACGGCCAGGUAUUGCCACAUCAGCUCACUUUAAAAAGCAAUUCAACGCUUCAGCUGAAGGUGCAGGGUUUACAGCCAGAAGAGGAGUAUGUGAUUUCUGUGUCUCCUCGAGCUGAUGUUGUGGACGGUAUGGGCUUGGAAUUGCAGGAAUCCAAAGGCCAGCUGAAGAUGGGCAACCUGCCAGGUAUUUUCCUGGCACCAGAGCCGCGCAAUCCUGGUCUGUGGACUUCAGCCUGUUCAGAUCGUUUCAUGCCAAAAGAUGCUCCAGAAAUCUUUCCGCUACUGCAGCGGCAGCCUCCUCUAGACAUGAUGAGUUCAAAGGUAGAUAUAGAAGCCUCGAUGCAGGCCUUCGUAUGCUCUAUAUCCUCAACAAGCGAACUUGGGGACUUCCUGACUUUUUUCUUCCAACCAGUGAAGGACACUUCAAUGGCAGGACCAUGUUCAAAGAGAUCUUUCCAGGCUCAUCCGGGUGUCAUUCUAGCAGCUGGAAAACAUGCCGUCCGAUUCAAUGAGAUCCCGUUGAACUUCCCGAAAUCCAGGCUCUUGUUCCUGGAGUUGACCUGUGUUGGAAAGAAUUUGGGGGCACAUUGCGCGAGCGAGAGACUGGCAAGCCGACCAAGUCGAACACGAUUCCUGAAUGCUGCAUCCUUCAGCGCUGUUGUAGCCUUUGCAAAGCCUAGCUCCUCACCAUAUGCAGCUCUUGGAGAGUUGCGACGGACAACUAUCUUGGUGUCCGUUCACAAUUUAGAUCAAACGGCUGCAGCUGGUUACCAGGUGGAGAUUUGGGAGAUCCCCAGCACAGAUUGGAUUGGUGACCGAAGCGUACAGCCUCCAUCCAGAAGGAUUGGAAUGGAAAGCACUGACUCUCAUGGACGAGCUCUGUUUUACCUCCCAGAGGAAGAGACUGUUGGAAAUCAUCUCCGAGAUGCGAAGGGCUUCGUCGCGGUGAUCGUCAAUCCGAAGAGCGGCGAGAUAUUGCUAGGGGAUUUGCUGCGUCUUCCACCAAGCCCUUCAAUUGCCUCACAGAGUCAAGCCCUUGCUGCUUCCCUUCGGUUGUACAUCACGACUGAUCGAGCAGUCUAUGCUCCGGGAGAUGCUCUCGCUUUGAUGGGAGUCAUUGCUGCUCUUGGCUCUGACUGUCCAGGGAAAAAACCAGGCAACAUGUGUUCGCCUACCAGUCUCAAUGCUGGUGCAAAUCUUUGUCUCCCUGGGCACUGUUCUCAUUCGGCCUACAUACUUGCUGAAUUUCUCUGGAGGCUGGAACAGCCAGGGCAGCAGGAGGUGUGCUCUUUGCACACAUGGCCUGUAUCACCAAUGGGCAUGUUUGCUGCCAACAUCACGGUGCCAGAGAACGCAACCCUUGGCAGACUUCCUGCUGUUUCCAUUUACUACGCAAAAGAGCUGACACAGGUGCCUGCAAGCUGUUCUGAGUGGCGCCGACUUCAUUCACAACUGCAGCUGCCUUCAUUAUCAGCUCAGGGCACUCCGUUUCUUGAUAUCCUCAUUGCAGAUCCUCGACCACCUACUGCGGUGCUGGCAUUGGGCACGCCUGAGUUCUUGCUACCAGGACAGCCACUGACAUUGAAUGCCACGCUUAAGACCUACACUGGGAUUCCUUUGCAGAAGCACGAAUUGCAGGUGGAAUUGACCAAGCCCAGCAAGCCAGCUGACCAACGGCCGAUGCCAGUGUUCGCCGAGCCGGACACAGUCUCCAGCAGCUCUGAGGAGACUGAGACUCAAUCCAGUGACCUAGUUGGCGAGACUGACUCUGUUGGCGCUUGGUCGAAGGAACUCCAUUUCGGAGGUGAGAUCCCAUGGGUCCCCAAGCUGGAAGAUGAAGUAACCAUCAAGGUGAAAGCUCGAGGGCCUACAGGAGAACAGCUAGCUGAGUCAAAAAAGCUGCCGAUCCGUGUGGGACCAUGGGAUGUAGAACUGAGGACAUCAGCAGACACACACCGGGGUGACGGGCCAUUGCCAGGUCAAGACUUCGCGGUAUGGAUGUCCUUGAAGGCAAAGUAUCCACAAGAGGGCUGGAAGGUUGCCGAUGACAAGGCUGCGCAACUGUUUCUGGUGGAUGCCGAUGAUGAAACAACUGGAAGUCCUGCAGAUUGGCUUCGGGCGAAGGAAAAGGUACAGACCCUCAUGCCCAAAGUCCAACUUGACAGCAGGAUCUGCGAGCCAGCCUUCAGCCCAAAGUUCCCUGGCCUUUGCUACUUCAGGCUGCCCAGAAUGGGAAGAUUUGCAGUGGUGGCGAAAGUCAAGCUGCAGGAUCCCAAGCUUGAGGAUCACGUCGUCUCCACUUGUGCCUUCUUGGGACGUACUACAAUGCAGUGGAGGCAAUCACCUUUGAACUCUCCAAACAUCUUCAAACGGUUUGAGGUCCAACCCUCUGCAGCCUCUUACUUUCCCGGCGAUGCUGUGAAACUACAGGUCUGGAACCCUUUGGCCGUGCGAACGCGCAUGCUCGUUAUUUGGGGUGAUCGACCAGCAGUGACAGAGCUUCAAAACGUAUCGGCACAAGAGACAGUUGACCUGGGGGUAUUGCAAGACAGCGACUGUCCUAUGACCUCUUGCAAGGUGCACGUCUUUCUGUGGAGCGUCGAUGAUUCAAAGACACUUAUCAAAGACGUUCCUCUCUCAAUCCACUAUCCUGAGGGAGCUCCACUCUGGGCUCACCAGGAGGUGGAGUUGUAUAUAGAAAGACCGGGGCAAAAGUUGAAGGUCGAUCUGAAACCUGAAGCCAGGGUGAUCAAGCCCGGUGGAAGUGUUGAAAUCGAGGUCAACAUCGAGCAGCAAGAGGGUGCCCAAACUGAAGUUUCCAUGCUGGUGGUCGACAAGGCCUGGCUAGAUUUACGGCCUCUGAAGCUACAAGAGCCAACAAAGGCCUUCGAGCCCGAAAGGCUGUUGUCAAAGGGUCCACAGUGGCGCCUCGCUAGCACACUUGAUGGUCUUUCUACAGCCAGUUCGGUGGCAAAGGCCACCAAGCGGAUCCGCCAAAGCUUGAAAGACAACCAGUGGAUGGACUACAUCACCUGGCCCCUCGCACUGCGCGGUUCGGACGACUCCAUGCUGGAUGAUGAGCACUACAUGGACAAGUGGGCAGAGGACUUGACGGAUUUUCCGAAUUCUCCCAUGGUCGCAAUGGAUGAAGUUGCUGGGGAAAAUUUCGGUGGUCCAAUGGUGAUGGCAAAAGGGUUGGUCCCAAUGGCGCUCAUGGCCAAAAGCGCUCCUGUACCAGAGAUGGCUGUAGCCGCAGAUGCGCCUGUAGGCAUGGAGGCUUCAACAGACAGCUCUGCUGGAAGUCCGAAAGUGAGUCUACGGAAGCGAUUUGCCAAGCUGGUUGCUUUGAACAGUGCACUGUUGGAGACCGGUGUGAACACUUGGAAGGCUCACAUAAGGCUUCCAGAAGAUCUUUCCACCUACACAGUGCGAGUUCUUGCAGUGUCUAGAAAGGACGGAAACUGGUCUUGGGGAUCAGCAGAAACAGCAGUUCACACUUCCCAACAAGUGUACGGCAAGCCGCUGCUGCCUCGGAUGCUGCGUUUUGGGGAUGUUUGCCGCAUGGGAGCUGCCAUCCAGGCC